AUGGAAGAAACAGAGCAUCGAGGGGAAAUCCCCAAACUGUAUCCCGCCAAUGCCACCAUUGACAAUUUCUUCAUCGGUGGAGAGUGGGAUAAGUAUCUCCAACAGGUUGUCCUCCCAAAAACAGAGUCGGUCCACCCGAAUCCCAAAAUUGAACAGGUUGUGGUAGAGAAACACCCAGAGCUGGAAAUCCCUUUAGAUCCAGGGGAUUCAUGCUCUGGAAAGUACAUCUACGUCCAUGAUCUCCCUACCCAUUUCAAUUCUGAUAUCCUAAAGCAUUGCCGGUCUCUGAGCAAGUGGAUGGACAUGUGCCCGUUCAUAUCAAACAUGGGUCUUGGCCCGCAACUACAGAGCUCCGAUAAGGUUGUCUCCAAUGAAGGAUGGUACGAGACCAACCAAUUCGUCGUGGAAGUGCUUUUCCACAAUCGGAUGAAGCAAUACAAGUGCCUGACCAACGACUCCUCCAAGGCGGCGGCGGUUUUCGUCCCGUAUUACGGAGGGCUCGAUGUGGUUCGGUACUUGUGGGAUAGCAAGCGUAUGAUGAGAGACCAUUACUCGAUGGCUUUGAUUCAGUGGAUUCGGGAGAAACCCGAGUGGAAGAGAAUGUGGGGGAGGGACCAUUUCAUGGUCGCAGGGAGGAUUAGUUGGGAUUUCAGGAGAUUGACGGAGAAAGACGACCAUUGGGGGAACAAGCUCAUGGUCCUCCCCGAAUCCAAGAACAUGACGAUGCUUACCAUCGAAUCGAGUCCCUGGAACGAGAACGAUUUCGCCAUCCCUUACCCCACGGAUUUCCAUCCUUCCAGCGACGCUCAGGUGUUCGAAUGGCAGCACAGGAUGAGGAAGAUCAGGCGGCGGACUCUCUUCUCGUUUGCUGGAGCUCCCAGGCCCAACCUGAAGAACUCCAUUCGCAGCGAGAUCAUCCAACAGUGCAAAUCCGCGAGGAGGAAGUGCCAGCUACUUGGAUGCCACCCGAGCUCCAAGAAAUGCGACGAUCCGAGUAACUUGCUGAAGAUGUUUCAGAGUUCGAUCUUCUGCCUCCAGCCGCCGGGGGAUUCGUACACGCGGCGAUCGACGUUCGAUUCGAUCCUGGCUGGGUGCAUUCCGGUGUUUUUCCAUCCGGGUUCAGCUUACGUUCAGUACCUGUGGCAUUUCCCCAAGGAUUUCACCAAGUAUUCGGUGUUCAUACCGGGGGACGAGGUGAAAGAAGGGAAGGCCAACAUAACGAGGAUCCUGUCGAGGAUCUCCAGGCGUAGGGUAGUGGCGAUGAGGGAGCAGGUGGUUCGGUUGAUACCGGGGAUUGUUUAUGCCGAUCCGAGGUCGAGCUUGGAGACAUUGGAGGAUGCAUUUGAUAUAACUGUGGAUGGGGUUUUGGAGAGAAUUGAUGGGAUUAGAAAGGAGAUGAUACAGGGGAAGAACCUGACAGUGUCUGAGGCGGAAGAGGAGAGCAACUGGAAGAAGACGAUGUUUGGGACGAUUGGGCCACAUCCUUGGGAUCAUUUCUUCAUCAGAGAAAGGGAAUGGAACCCUCAAUGA
Messenger RNA from Linum tenue, 1530 nucleotides. Lineage: Eukaryota; Viridiplantae; Streptophyta; Magnoliopsida; Malpighiales; Linaceae. The record is from the annotation of a GenBank genome assembly.